AAUUUAAAGAAUAUCUGGAAAGCGUUAAAGUCAUAAACGCUGAAAAGUAACGGACACCUGCAACACACCGGGACGAGCAACAACCGACCGUCCCGUCAGGAGGUCGCCGACCGACGGCCCGUCCUGCCCGGAACGGCUGCGCGGCCCUGAACGCACCUGUCAGCCGAUCAAUCAAUACCCGGAUCGAUUGAAGUGACGAUACGGACGGCUGCUGUGGAUCGAUACCGGCGCGUGGCCUGCUGUGUGAUCAGAUGCACCGUAGCAGCGGAUGAUGUCAGCGCGUGAAACUCCGGACCUUCCUCACGAGCUGAUCAAUAACUUAUCAGGUCCCGUGUAGACCCGUGCUCGCCGUGCGGCCCGUCCCGCUCAGGAUGCUGCCGGCGUCCAUCCAGAUCAGCGGCGAGCUGCUGUCGGCGGCCGAGGUGCAGGACAUCUGCGAGAGCCUGAAGGAGGACAGCGUGCGGCUGCUGUCGGUGCGCGGCUGCCAGCUCUCCGACAGAGACUUCGGCCGCGUGUGUCGCGGCGUCGCCGAGUCACGCUCGCUCGCUCAGCUCAACCUCAACCUGGGCGUGGUCUCCAGCAUCAGCCGCACCCGCCACCUGGCCGACGCCCUGAAGACCAACCGCUCCCUGCAGACCCUGUUUCUGCACGGCAGUCCUCUGCUGGACGCCGGCCUGGUGGCGUUGAACACGGCCCUGUCCACCCACCCAGCGCUGGUCUGUCUGGAUCUGGGCGACUGCAUGCUGGGCGACGAGGCGCUGGGUCUGAUCUGCGGGAUGCUCCCCCCCGACGGAGCCAAGUCAGGCCUCAGGGAGCUGACGCUGAGCGCCAACCCAGGGAUCAGCUCUAAGGGCUGGGCUCGCCUCGCCAUCGCCGUGGCUCACAGCUCGCAGCUCCGCGUGCUCAACCUGGACUACAACCCGCUGGGGGAUCAGAUUGCAGGGAUGCUGGCGGUUGCCGUGGCGUCCAGCCGGACGCUGGAGGUGCUGGACCUGGAGGGAACCGGACUGACCAACCAGUCGGCUCAGGUGUUCCUGGACAUGGUGGAGAACUACCCCACCAGCCUGCGGGUUCUGGUUCUGGCCGAGAACGCCAUCAGCCCCGAGCUGCAGCAGCAGAUCUGCGACCUGCUGUCCGAGGGCGAGGAGGAGGACGACAAGGAGGCCCCGCCCCUCCAGCCCGGCCCCGCCUCCAGCAGUGCCCUACUGCCAAUCAGGGACAAGCAUCAGCCCCCGGCCUGGCUCCCCCACAGCACUUCCAGCCCCCAGAUGGUCUUGCUGACAUCAGGUCUAGGUGAGAGCUUAUUGGCUGAGACUGAGAUGUGAGCCCCUCCCACAAACACACCCACUUCCUGUAAAUCUUCACUUUUUGGUUUGAGUUGUGCUAGUUUGACCUCAGAUUGGUUUGUUUUCCUGCACUGCACUUAGCUAACGUGCAACCAAUCACGUGCUCUGCAUGGUGUGAUGUAAGCACCUGUAAAUAGACUAGAAUGGUUUGAGUGGCGGCACAAAACCUUAACACACCAAGUGACUUAUAGGCAAUAGGCAGUUGUUUGUCCCCGUGGCUGUGCAGUGUGAAUGUACGCUCUGCUGUCGCUCUGCUGUGCUGCUCUGAUGUCACAAUAAAACUGUUUACAUCUUCUUAA
Molecule: messenger RNA, 1645 nt
Organism: Myripristis murdjan (pinecone soldierfish)
Lineage: Eukaryota; Metazoa; Chordata; Actinopteri; Holocentriformes; Holocentridae
Gene: lrrc73
Product: leucine rich repeat containing 73
Exons: 8
Coding region: 372-1325 (317 amino acids)
Molecular function (GO): protein binding
Source: RefSeq, a predicted model, not a curated record